Talaromyces amestolkiae is the source of this 771-nucleotide messenger RNA. RefSeq lists its product as uncharacterized. Gene Ontology annotation, biological process: methylation. Gene Ontology annotation, molecular function: protein methyltransferase activity; nucleic acid binding; S-adenosylmethionine-dependent methyltransferase activity. Gene Ontology annotation, cellular component: eRF1 methyltransferase complex. The transcript has a single exon. Lineage: Eukaryota; Fungi; Ascomycota; Eurotiomycetes; Eurotiales; Trichocomaceae. Bases 1 to 771 code for a protein of 256 amino acids. The record is from RefSeq and is a predicted model, not a curated record.
AUGCUGCCUACUCCUUCAACAUCCCAUGUCUCUUUUGACACAAUCUACGAACCAGCAGAGGACUCAUUCUUACUUCUCGACACAUUAUCAUCCGCAUCAGAAACAGCCUGGCUCGCAGACCGAUUCCAAACCUCGAGAUCCUUAGCAUCUCCAUUAGUUGUGGAAGUAGGCAGUGGCUCUGGCGUCGUAAUUGCCUUUACAGCCGCAAAUUCCAAACACAUAUUUGGCAGAGAUGACAUCCUCGCAUUGGCAGUAGACGUUAAUCGAGACGCAUGUCAAGCCACAAAGCAAACCGUGCAGACUGCCAUUGCCGAGACGGGGAAUGCCAAUAGAACACAUUACCUGAGCUCAUUAACCGGUGACCUAGUCUCACCCUUGAGACCAGGAUCAGUGGACGUCCUGCUCUUCAACCCGCCAUACGUUCCUACACCAGACUUACCUCUCCUACCCCAACCAGGCCAAACCGAAAACAAACCAUUAUCAAGAUCCGAGAAAUUUGAGCAUGACUCAUACCUCCUCUCUCUUUCUUAUGCAGGUGGCCUAGAUGGCAUGGAGACUACGAAUAGGUUCAUAGAAGCUAUUCCCUCCGUGCUCAACCCGGAGAGGGGCGUUGCGUAUCUGUUACUUUGUGCGCAGAAUAAGCCGGAGGAAGUCAAGGCGCGGAUUGUGAGGGAUUGGGAGGGGUGGAGCGCUGAGACGGUGGGGAGGAGUGGGAUGCAGGCUGGGUGGGAGAAGUUGGUUAUUUUGAGGAUUUACAGGGUUGCAACGUGA